AUGGCACACUACGGUGACCCUGAAGCACACCGGUGCAUCCUCGAAGAGGUCUCUGCCAUUCCUGCUGCGCCGCGUCUCAAUGCAUACCUUAAAGCCGCCAUGAUGGGCUCGCAGGGCUCAGACGUCGGGUUGCAGGAGCUGCGGCAUUUCCCUGGUGACCAUAAACAGCAAGACCCACACCUGGAGGUGAUGUUGGCGCUGCUGUCCCUCACGGUGCUCGCCUCCAAGGCCCAUCCGGGCUUUCGGGCCGAGCAGAAGCGUGUGCAGGACCUGAUAAGGCAGAAGCAGGCGGCGCUAAGGCAGCAGGCCGAGCAAAUUAAGAGUGCCCGCAGUUGCAGCGGUGCCGGCCCGUCGGCGUUUGCGUCGAGGACCGGCGUUACCUCGCUCCCUGCUCCUUUCUCAAGCUCCGACGUUAGCAGUGCCUCUCCGGCUGCCGUCGCCAGCGCCGCCGUGGAGGGCAAGGAGGAAAAGCUGACCCCGGUCCAGCGGUGGGAGCAGUCCACGGACAUACUCAACUACUGCGAGGCCUACGCGAAUUACCUUGGCGGCUUCACUGAGCUGUGGUAUGAACUCUUCGGGCCGAACUACUACUACGAUGUCGCCGCGAACGGUGUCUUUGACGAGGAUGACGACGUAGACGAUCGGGAGGGGGCAUGGACCCGACUGUCCGAGGCAGGGGAGUGGGCGUCGACGCAUUCCCCUGUUUUCCCCCUGUCAUCGUCGCCGCAGCAUUCACGGCAUCAUCAGCAGCAGCAGCACGCACGACGCCGUCAGCGACCGCUGCGCGCCCCCCAGGUGCCUCCGCACUUGUACGCCGUCCACUGGAGUGAUAUCCUAACCCCGCAGCGUCGGGCCUGGUUCCACGGGCUCCACAACGCGGUGAAGGAGCUGCUGGUUCGCAUUCUCCACCGCGAGCUGCCGUUAGAGUUAUACAUCCUCUUCAUACAGUACGCAAAUCUCUCCCUCCGCGUGUACUUGCUUCAAACACUGGCGGAGGUGUUUGAGUGGACGUCGCACUUCGUCGACGUGAUUUACUACGUGCACGUGAUGCGGCAGAGCUACAGCAUCCAGUGCGAGAUGUCGCAGCUGCAGCGCGUGUGGUCUUCGUUCGGCCUGUACGACGGCCGCUUCCUCGCCGACUGCCGAGAGUUCAACAAGAUGUACACAGAGUCGCAAGGCGCCUUCUCAGAGCAGUGGGAGGUGGUGCCGGGCAAACCGCCGACAGCGCCACAGGCUGCUGCGGUGACCACCGCGUUGGUGUCGACGGCGAUCGCUAAUAUUGAUAUUACACGCCACAGCUCCAGCGUUACCCCUGAAACCACUGCCUGCCCCUCCUCGAGCACAGUCGCCCUCUCCGCUGGAUCGGCGACAACCUUGUCGUCCGACCUCGCCGUCAUUGCCAGCGCAAGGGUGCAGCGGAUGUUUCCGUUUCGCGAGGCUGCAGGCAACACAUCGUUCGACGCCGCUGACAGCAGUCACACUACUGGGUCUAGGACACCGGACGACGAGGGGCUGUCUUCCGCGAGCGACUGUGAGGCGGUGGACUCGGCUGCAGGCGGGACAAAGCGUGCCGUAUAUCUCCCCCUCUUCUACACCUGCUGCUGCUUCACGUGGAUUCUCCAGCGCACGUUUUGGAGCAUGUAUGGACGGUGCUCACUUCUGUUGGAAAGCUGUCUCGGGGUCGAGGUGGCGCCGCAGGUGUUGUCGGUGGAUGGUCCCGGCGAGGUCAACGGAGGCGAUGCAUCUGUGCUCUUCGCCACCGCCCAGCGAGGCGUGCAGCGCCGCAUCGGCGUGAUAGGCAGUAGUGGCCUCCCGAGCUCUCCGGCUUCUCCCGCUUCUCCAAUACCACGCAAUGACGGCGGGGCCGCCGCGAGAACGCGUUCUGCGUCCACGUCGGCGAUCAGCAUCACAAUCACCCGGAACAACGUCACCAGCCGCCUAAGCGCAUUUGAGGUGCCCACGCGCGAUGGCGGCGGCGCCACCGCAGGCCGACCGCCGCAGACAGCACAAGUACCUUCUCACUGCACGGCGUCAUCGCCGCCGUCUCAGAAGCAGUCGGGAUUCUUGGUUGGGGCAGCGAAGACACAAGGGCCACCGCACGUGGUGGCCGAUGGCUCACAAGCUGAUGCCGUUGAAAUGAUUCCGACGUGGAAUGCCGUAGCGCCUGAGUUGGUUGACGAGAGAGGGAGAGAUGAGGGCGCUAGGUUUUCGUGGGGGUCGGUGCUCGACCUGUUUGUGCAACGAGGACAGCGUCGCCACGGCUGCGGCGCGACGACGGAAGGUGGUUCUGGUAGCGCAGGGGACACGGCGAGCAUGACGCAACGUCCCCACCGUAUUUCCUCCUUUUCACUAGCCACUCCUGCUGGAACGCCGCCGCCGGCUCCGGCGGCGGGUACUGGUGCUCGCGGAGAGCGAAUGAACUCCCUCUUUCUCAAAAACUCAGGAGCCCCGUUCCACCUCCAGUACACCCACCGCGCACGCGAGAUUCAGCUGUACGACGAUCCCUCCGUCACGUUCACAAACGGCAGCGCCGACAACAAAGACGCAAACGCACUCUUCUUCGAGGAGUUUUACUUUCUCCGGGAGACGGGGUGCUAUGUCCUGUCGCAUGCCGUCCGCAACCUUACGUGCUAUCCCCGCUACCCAGCUACACUGCUGAUCUUGACAGACAACACGACUCGGCCCGGACGGGUCUCGUGGUGUGACCACAAGUUCUCCGUCCUGUCCUCGCCAACAGACGAUGGAGACGGGCGUCAAGGCCUGACGCCGUGGGUUCUUAGCGCCGUCAUCCCCCACACGCGACUCUCCUCCAUCCGCAGCGUGCGAGCGAGGCAGGAGGAGGCGCUGCUGAAGCACGUUGUGUUUCAGGUUGCAGGCGCCAAGAGCGCGCGUGUGCGCUUCUGUACCUCAAACUCCAUCUUUUUUGUGCUAAACUGCGGCAGUGAGAUGGACGGCGGUCGGCUCUAUUUCGCGCUGCACUUACAUGUCAAUCUCUCCGCCCGGAAGCAGCUCGACCUCUCCAUCGACACAGUGAUGGAGACCGAGAGCCAGUGGGCAUUCCGGGCUCUCGGCGAGCUGCAUGUGAGCUGGGCCAUGUCAUGCACGUGCAACGAGGCGUUACGCGUGGCGUUCCAGAUCGGGCCAGGAGAAGGGGUGUCAUAG
Molecule: messenger RNA, 3162 nt
Organism: Leishmania mexicana MHOM/GT/2001/U1103
Lineage: Eukaryota; Euglenozoa; Kinetoplastea; Trypanosomatida; Trypanosomatidae
Exons: 1
Coding region: 1-3162 (1053 amino acids)
Source: RefSeq, a predicted model, not a curated record